AGGUCUGGCGUCCGCAUGCGAGGCUCCAUUGAAGACUCGACUGUCGAUGUCGCGGGACUCUGCAAAAUUCCCACCGCUAAGAAGCUAAAACCCUGCUUCUACGUUCGACUCAGGAAAUCAGGAUCGGGAUUCCUCAAUCAGACAUGAGCGGGUGGAGGAAGAGACAGAAACCCUAUCUCUCACAGCAGAAUCCCCUCCCAAAGCGCUUAAGGCGUGAUGAGAUUGCUGCCCCGGAAGAGCGAGGGAGAGAGGGAAAGGAGGAGAAGCCCUCCAAGCAAUCCUCUGUGGUGAUCGUCAGUGGCCUCGCCCCUGGCUGCAGCGUCCUCGAGCUCAAAUCUCGCUUCGAGAUGUUCGGCGCAGUCUCUCGUCUCCGCAUCGACAACAGCCUCGGCUUCGCCUACGUUACCUUCCGCUCCAAGGACUCCGCUCAAGACGCCAUCUCCGCUGCCCUUGAUCCUUCCUCCGGUAUCAUCAUUCAAUCCGAGAAGGUACAAGUUUCUUGGGCAAAUGAUCCCCUUCCUCAGUGGAAAGCAGGAGUGAGGGCUUCGUCUGGCCAGGAUCGUCGACCGUCGUCCAAGCUGCUGCGACCAGAAAUACCCCUCAGCAGACAUGGAAGAGAUAAUAGGAAGCUUAGUGCAGGUAAAACGACGUCCCCCAACACAAACGGUCCAGAUUUGCCUUUCAAAGGUCGUGAAAUCAUCGCUUACGAUGAUCUUCUUCCAUUGUUACCAGUAGUUUUGAGGGGUUCUUCUGUUGUGACAACUGAGCUGUGAUUAAAAUAGACAGUAGCUGUGAUAUGUUGCAGUUCGUAAUUGCUCGAAGGCUGGAGCUGUGUCAAAACUACUAUGUCAGUCAGCUACAACAUCGGCUUCAGUUUGUUCAUAAACUCUCAUUUAAGGGGUGAUGCAAUAUUUUGUUGCUGGGAUAUCCCAAGGAUUUGAGUUGUUCUAUACCACACAGUCUCUCUGUUUCCUUUUUCUUCUAUAUCUUCUUGCAUGAAGCCCAGGUGCUUGAUAGUUGAUAGUUCCAUACAAUCGUUUAUCUGUGUAUUCCAUAUGGGUCUGUAAUAAUCUUACACUAGAUCAAGGACUGGAUAGUUCUAUGCAACUGUUUGUUUCUGUUUUGGUUCGGAAAUCAUCUGACAAAGAGAGCACUUGGUUA
Molecule: messenger RNA, 1161 nt
Organism: Magnolia sinica
Lineage: Eukaryota; Viridiplantae; Streptophyta; Magnoliopsida; Magnoliales; Magnoliaceae
Exons: 2
Coding region: 144-773 (209 amino acids)
Molecular function (GO): mRNA binding
Source: RefSeq, a predicted model, not a curated record